Messenger RNA from Parnassius mnemosyne (clouded apollo), 2079 nucleotides. NCBI's taxonomy places the organism in Eukaryota, Metazoa, Arthropoda, Insecta, Lepidoptera, Papilionidae. The record is from the annotation of a GenBank genome assembly.
AUGUCUAUCUAUGGGAAAGUGCCAGUUUUCGAUUGCAAAACAGAUGAGUGGGUGGUACACGUAGCACAACUAAACAACUUCUUUAUUGCAAAUGGAAUCGACGAUAUCACAGAUGCUCAAAGAGUGAGAAGACGGGCAAUUUUAUUGAAUAGCAUGUCACAAGACUCAUAUCGCCUUACUCGUGAUUUAUUGUAUCCAAAUACGCCUGAAUCAACCGAUUACAAGGCGAUUAUUGCUGCGCUUGACGGCCACUUCGACCCAAAAAAGUGUAUAUACGCUGAAAGACAAAAGUUUUAUUCGGCUAAAAAGGACCCUCACGAGUCGAUGGUGGAGUAUGCUGCUCGUCUUCGUGGACUAGCAUCGGCAUGUUGUUUUGGUACAGCUCUAGAGAUGUGUUUGACGGACCGUUUUGUACUUGGUCUUGACACUGCGUCGGCCCGCGAAAAAUUAUUUAGAGAAGAUCCCAAUCAGCUAAAACUAAAUAAGGCACUUGAAGUAGCUUGUGCAGUUGAAAGUGCGCAGCGUAUUGUUUCCGCUGGCGAUUCGGCGGAGUUAAUUAAGUCUGAACCUGUGCUAUAUACGGACUCGCGGCGAAAAGCUACUGCAAGCGGCGGUACACGAGGCGGUCGCGCCCGUGGUGGCGGCGACGGCGGAGCCCCCAGGUGUAGUGUGUGUGGUGCGAGGUCACACGAUACCUCCGUAUGUGGCUAUCGUCAUCUGUCGUGCAAUUUGUGUGGUGCAAAAGGGCAUUUAAAAAGAAUGUGUUCUAAGAGAUACUACGUACAUAACGAGAUUACAACCAAAAAGGACAAAAUUGUGAAAAAGCAGCAUAAUGGUAUGCAGAAUAAUUACAUUUUGGAAGGUAGUGAUAGGGACGAAUGUAAUGAUUUUUCACCAAUUAAUAAUGUUAGAGAUAUAAAUAAUGAAUCACGUAUUAAUACUAUUUUAUGUAAGGAAGAAAAACCGAUAUCUCUUGAAGUUAUAGUGCGAGGUGUUACUCUUAGUAUGGAGGUUGAUUCCGGUAGUGGGGUAUCAGCGCUGCCGGCGCGCAUAUGGUAUAUGUAUUUCUCGCGAAACUUGUCACUCGGUGAGUCCAAUAAAACUUUAUAUACAUACAGUGGUUCUGCUUUAAGGCUAUUGGGCAUGUGUUACUUACCAGUCACAUAUAAUAAUGUAACGCAUAAUAUAAAAUUUUAUGUUGUUGAAAAUGGCCCGGUUCCCUUGCUCGGUAGGGACUUUAUGACAAAAUUUAAUUUCGCUUUUAUCUCAUUAAAUUAUUGUUCAGUAGAUAAAGAAAAAUUUAUUUUGUCGAAAUAUAAAACAUUAUUUUCUGGUGGGUUGGGCACGUUCAAUAAGUAUAAGUUAACGCUACACUUAAAAGAAGGUGUCACACCAAAAUUUUUUAAAGCUAGGCCGGUGCCUUUUGCGCUCAAAAAUAAGGUAAGCGCAGAGUUGGACCGAUUAGUGCGCGCUGGCAUACUCAAACCGGUUUCUUAUUCUAAUUACGCGUCACCGAUUGUUGCAGUAUUAAAGAAAAAUAAUGACGUACGUAUUUUCGGCGAUUAUUCUAUGACGAUCAAUAAGGCCCUAAUAAUUGACUCUUAUCCAUUGCCCAAAAUAAGUGAGUUAUGUGCAUCGUUACACGAUUGUCGUUACUUUAGUAGGCUUGAUUUAUCAAAUAGUUAUAAUCAGUUCCUUCUAGAUGAUGAGUCACAAAAGUAUACAUGUAUCAAUACGCAUAAAGGUCUUUUUGUGUAUACAAGAUUAGUGUUCGGUUUGUCAAAUGCGCCAGCUUUGUUUCAGCGUGCUAUGGUGCAACUGCUGCAGGGCAUAGAUGGCGUGGAGUGUUUCCUCGACGACUUGUUAAUCGCGGCUCCGACCGCCGAAUUACAUUGGGAACGUGUCGAUUUGGUACUAAGUCGUCUAAGAGACGCCGGGCUAAUGCUCCAGCGCUCGAAAUGUUCAUUCUUCCAAAAUAAAAUAGAAUAUUUGGGUUUUGUUAUUGAUCGUUUUGGCCUUCAUAAAAAUCCGGAUAAAAUAAAGGCUAUUACACAAGCAAGGGUGCCAGGAAACGUCUGA